Molecule: messenger RNA, 832 nt
Organism: Marasmius oreades (fairy-ring Marasmius)
Lineage: Eukaryota; Fungi; Basidiomycota; Agaricomycetes; Agaricales; Marasmiaceae
Exons: 3
Coding region: 185-523 (112 amino acids)
Source: RefSeq, a predicted model, not a curated record
CUAGCGAUCAUGGACAAAAAGUCAUUUGUCCAACCUUUGUUACAGAAUGAAAUCGCUAGUUUUCACAUUGACUCCUGCUCCCUUUGUCCUAGCUUUCUGUAUAAAAACACCCACCUAACUCGUUCCAUCCACAUCUGAUAUUAUUUCCAAGUGGCAUCACACUCUCCAGCAAUUGUUACUUUCCAUGGUUCGUCAUGUCCAAGCGGUGGUUAGGCCGCCGCCGACGAGGCAUCGCACCGAGUGUCGUUCCGAAGAAGGAAUCGGAUGUGGUUUAAAGUUCCCUCGCAAGUCGAUUGUUGGGCUCUGCGGUCAGUGUAACUUGAUCGAGAGCCUGUACUUGAACGGCGGGGACUCCGACGAUGAUGAGGACAUGGCUCGACAGGACAACUUGAUACGCAAGGUCAGAUUGAAAAAAAGCAGCUCCGGUCCUCUGCUAUGCUUCUCAUCCAGAUACUGUGUUCCAGGUCGAGCAAUGCAAGUCCUGUGGACUUCUCAACUUCUCUGGAGACCCCUUGAAUGCUGAUAAGAAAUGCAAACAGUGUGUCAGUGAUGGUCAGGAAGAAUUCGACCGUAAUCUGAAUCUCUGGGAUUACGAGGAUUUGAAGGCUGCCGACAGGGCGUAUGAAAUCAUCACCCGGGAGCCGGUUCACAAACCAGAGACUCGCAAUGGUAACACUGGAAAGGAUGAGUCGCUGGUCGGGUACGCCGAAUGAAAUUUUCGAAGGCGGUGGUUGUAAAGAUAGUAAAUGUAGAAUUGUUCCAGUGUAUCGAAAAUUUUUGAGUCCUUUUAGCUGGGAGACGAUUCAGCUCCAAGCAAGCGACCAUAUUCCAC